Messenger RNA from Kockovaella imperatae, 2190 nucleotides. RefSeq lists its product as hypothetical. The record is from RefSeq and is a predicted model, not a curated record. Gene Ontology annotation, biological process: magnesium ion transport. Gene Ontology annotation, molecular function: magnesium ion transmembrane transporter activity. NCBI's taxonomy places the organism in Eukaryota, Fungi, Basidiomycota, Tremellomycetes, Tremellales, Cuniculitremaceae. Gene Ontology annotation, cellular component: membrane. Bases 252 to 2165 code for a protein of 637 amino acids. The transcript has 4 exons.
GGUUGUGCCACACGACCUUUGUUUUCGUUGCCCUCGCGACUUCAUUUUGACCUUUGAAUCUCUCUUUCUCUCUCUCUCUUUGUCGUUGGCCGUCCUUUCCACAAAGGCAUCGGUUUGCGCUGGGAGUAGCUUGCCGGGGCGGUCAAAAGCUCGGCCUGAAUGAAAUGGAGCAGCCUGCAGCGUGACAUGACUUGUACCGCCUACAAAUCUCGACUGAUCUAAAAGGCCAAGCCUAGCCAGAGCGAUCCAUCAUGGGCGGCAUCCCGGUGGCCGUGGCUAUCAUCGUGGGACUCGUAUCGUCAUUUGUGCAGAGUCUAGGGCUCACGAUUCAACGUAAAUCUCACGUCCAAGAAGAUGAUCGCCCUCUCGAAUUCCGACGUCGACCUAUCCGCCGACCUAUGUGGUUACUCGGUUUCACAAUCUACAUCACAUCCAAUGUCUUUUCAACCGUAUUCCAACUUGAUGCCCUUCCCAUUGUUAUUCUCGCUCCUCUAGGAGCCGUCUCUCUCAUAUUCAACGCCCUUCUUGCCAAAAUCCUACUAGGGGACCAUUUUGGACCUAGCAGUGUCAUUGGAACGGGCUUAGUGACCGUCGGUGCGGUUCUGAUUGCUGUCUUUGGAGUCGUUCAGGAGAAAGAACAUUCUCUAGAUGACUUAUUGGAGCUAUGGAAACGACCUGCUUUCCUGGCAUUCUUCUCCAUCUUGACAUUCGCAGUUGUCACCCUCCUGAUUGCUGCUCAUAUGGCAGUAUGGCACGUUCAGCGUCAGCUGAGGCCGGGAAAAAUAUCUAUCUCAGGUCGCGAUACACCUCCUGACUCAUCUCCACCUAGCAAUUACGCUUCACCACACGACCCACCCCCAAUCCCUUUCAGGCAAAACAUGGGAAAUCGUCGAUGGUCUUCACCUGCCUCGCCCCAAACUCACCCUUCUCACUUUCGCCCCUUGAUCGCCGACUCGACAGCAGAUGUCAAAAAUCCCACGUUGCGACACGUUCACUUCGCUCCAUCAUUGCGAUCCCUAUCUAAAGGCUCAACAUCCCUGAAUAUCGAGAUCGCUCCUUCCACUCCGAAUGGCCUGGCUCACUCUACGUCGUCUCAGGACAGAACCCUGACACUUGCGGGUCUAGCCUUUGCUGCUGCGUCAGGUACUCUCUCUGGCAUGUCGUUGGUCUUGGCUAAAGCUGCCGUCGAAUUACUCGUCAUCACCAUCGAUCAUUUCAGGACAGGUCGAGGAGAGAAUCAAUUCAUCAGAGUGCAGAGCUGGUUGCUAGUAUCUGGACUCGCUGUAGGAGCCAUCCUUCAGCUUGCAUACCUCAAUUAUAGUCUCACGUUUGCAAGUCCAGCCUUGAUUUGCCCGCUGGCAUUCUGCUUUUUCAACCUGUCCUCUAUCUUUGAUGGACUCGUAUUCUAUGACCAAUUCGGCAGCCUCAGGCCCUACCAAAUUGCGCUAGUGUCCAUUGGUGUAGCCAUUCUCCUCGUCGGCGUCUGGGUCGUUUCCCUGAUUCGUCCGGCCGGCCAAGGCGGGAUCGAAGUAGGCACAUGGGUCGAGGAUGACGAGUCGGUGUGCGAUGGCGCAGAUCCGACAGAUGGUUUCAGCGUCUUUGGUGAAGACAUAAAUGACGAUCCCGAGGAGAUCGUGUCGCCGAUGAGUGACCAACCAAUUGAUCACACCACACCCCCUCGACUAUCGCAGACAACAUCUUCACAGCCUCCGUCGCCUACUUCACCUACGUCCCUCUUAUCACCCUUAUCGCCAGGGGCAAGGAGACGUCAUCCGCCACGCUACGGCACGCUCAUUUCUGAAUACGCACCCUUAGGCGCUCCGACAGGAUUCAGUAUUGGACUAGGAGCCGCCAGUCCAGGAUUCGUGCUACGCUCGUCAUCCCUUAACAGUGGGACGAAUCGCAGGACAAGAGGCAGGACUCAGAGUGAGAGUGAGGCGGGUAUUCAAGCCAUCAUAAGCGAUGAAGUUGCUCGCUUAAGACAAGCACGAGAAGCCCAAAGCGAUUUAAGUCGUCGCUUGAGCGAGACGGCCAACACAACGUUGCUCAAUGACGAAGCGGACGAUUUGACUGGUUCAGGACAUGGCCGUAGGAGAAGUUGGUGGCGGGAAGUAUGGGCGAGAAAACAGCGAGGUCCUAUACAAUUACCACCAGAUGAGGGAUAGAGAGGGGCCCGAUUCUCAGAUCAUC